Myxocyprinus asiaticus (Chinese sucker) is the source of this 4441-nucleotide messenger RNA. RefSeq names its product WD repeat-containing protein 44-like. Gene Ontology annotation, molecular function: protein binding. The record is from RefSeq and is a predicted model, not a curated record. The transcript is spliced from 20 exons. Bases 871 to 3591 code for a protein of 906 amino acids. NCBI's taxonomy places the organism in Eukaryota, Metazoa, Chordata, Actinopteri, Cypriniformes, Catostomidae.
CCUUGUAAUUUUGUCUUAUUAACUCUCUAUUCUGUUUGCUUAAUUUUAUUUGUACAUUAUGGAGAAUGAUGCCUACUGACUCAAUCCUAUACACACUUCAGUGGAUGAAAGAAAGAACAACAAAAACAGUCUUACUGAUUUAACGGUGGUCUAGUGGUAGCAUCUAUAAAGAGAAAGGUUUCAGGUUCAGUUAUAAGAUCUAUCUAUCUAUCUAUCCAUUCAUCAUCUAUUUUAGCAUUUAUUUUAGAAUUUAGCUACAAUAUUGCCAAAGAGACAAAGAAGCCAAAAGGUGUAGAAAAUAAGGUAAUUUAGGAAAUGAAGCUUCCCCUAGGGGAAAGUAAAAGAAAGUGACAAGGCACACAAAAAAGAAAAUAAAAAAAAAAGUAAAAUAAAAUAGAGAUGGGCAUGAAUUUUCAUAUAAAAUAGGCUAUACAGAAAAUAUAACUGUCGGAGAAAUAAAUCACACAUUUUCCCCCUUUCAGUCAUCGCACCAACAACCUGUCCUAUAGUUAAACAACGCGAGAAUUUCCUACGAGAUUUCGAUGGGCGCGAGAAGACCUGUCGCCGUUUCUCUUCCUCCUUUCGGUUUGUUUUCGAUCAUAAAUCCCGGUAGGAGAUCUUCUCCAUGUGCCAUGAUCCCUGUCAGUCCGCAUGGACAACUUCGGGUGGACCUUCACAUUGCAUUACGCGUUGAUCAGACGGAACGAAACCAACAGAUAUUGCUAUAAAAGAAAUAUUAACUCCGCCGUCUGAGAGAUCUUGUAAUCUAGACCGUGUGUCUGGCUGCGUUAUCGUGCAUAUUCAGGUGGUAGGAGUUUUCCUCUUGCUGAAACACUAGCGGCGGCGGCCUCUGCAUGUAGCUCGGGCUCAAUGGCGUCAGACACCAGCGACACAGAGGAGUUUUAUGAUGCAGCAGAGGAUGUCAACUUCACUCCUACAUAUCAUACGUCACCUGCAAAGUUCGAACUUCCUCAGCCUGAGGGUCUUGCAGAGAAUGUGGCACAGGAAGACGCUGCCGGAUUUGUUCAGUCAGAACCCCAUCAUGAUGAUUCCCUUCAAAUUAUUGACAGUAUUAUAGAAGAGAGUCAGAAGAGUGAAGUCAAUGAUGAGUUGUUGAGAGAAGAAAAGAAAUCUGGAGCCUCAUCUGGAAAGGAGAAGAGCCUAAUAGCAGAAGACCACAGGGAUGAAGAAAGUCCGGUUCGUGAGGUCGCCACAAUACCUCCAGAGGAUACUGAUCUGAAACCACAUGAAGCUGGCCGCACUGAGCAGCUGCCUGAUGUAAGACCACAGGAAGUGAAGUUGCAAGACAUUCAGGAAAGAGCACCAGAUGUGGCUGAUAUCGCCCAAGCAGGCCAGGACCAAGCUGUGACACCUCCUGAUAUUACAAGUGCUUUGGGUCAGCUAUCACAACCUGCCUCCCUUCCCUGUGCUGAAACACCUAAAACAGCUGACAUUUUAGAGCAAGUUCCUAUGGCUGAAUCAGAUGACCCUGGCCCUUCCAAACCUCCCAGACAGUUUACAGUGGAGCCUGACAUUGUGGCUAGUACCAAGAAGCAACCACCCUCAAGACCACCCUUGCCCAGCGGGGCUCCACCUCCUAGACCGCCUCCGCCAACACGCCCCUACUUCCCACCUGGUAUAAAGUCCCAGGAAGUGAUGCGACCAGCAGGACUAGAAGUCUCUGUAGAGCCAGCAGAUGAGCCGUGUGGAUUGGUCAGCCCAAGCGCCUCAGUGCAAUGCACUACUAAAGAACUCCAGCACUCACUGGACCUCGCUAGUGCCACUAGUGGCAAUAAAGUGGUAACUGCACAGGAAAACGACGAGCAAGCAUCUAGUCCUUGUGGCAGUGAGACUCCUGGACCCCAGAGACCAAGGUCUAACUCAGGCAGAGAGCUUACUGAUGAGGAGAUUCUUGCGAGUGUGAUGAUCAAGAAUCUAGACACUGGCGAGGAGAUCCCAUUGAUCCAAGCAGAAGAGAAACUACCCAAUGGAAUCAACCCACUCACACUACACAUCAUGAGGAGAACCAAGGAGUAUAUCUCAAAUGAUGCAGUACAGUCGGAUGAUGAUGAUAAGUCCCAGCCUGCCCUUACAGACACGGAUGGAGGGAAACUCAAACAGAGAACUACACAGUUUAAGAAGUUUCUGGGUAAAUCUGUGAAGAGGGCAAAGCACUUGGCAGAGGAAUAUGGAGAGAAAGCUGUAAAUAAAGUCAAGAGCGUUCGGGAUGAGGUGUUCCACACAGACCAGGACGACCCAUCGUCCAGUGAUGAUGAGGGGAUGCCGUACACCAGACCGGUCAAGUUUAAAGCGGCUCACAGCUUCAAAGGGCCCUUUGACUUUGACCAAAUCAAAGUUGUGCAGGACCUCAGUGGAGAACACAAUGGUGCCGUCUGGACAAUGAAAUUUUCUCAUUGUGGGAGACUGCUCGCUACAGCAGGGCAGGAUAAUGUGGUUCGGAUCUGGGUCCUAAAAAAUGCUUUUGACUAUUUCAACAACAUGAGAAUAAAAUACAAUACAGAAGGACGUGUAUCCCCAUCACCCUCUCAGGAGAGCCUGUGUUCCUCUAAAUCAGAUACAGAGGGAGGGUUUGGUGCGGCAGUGGAAGACACAGACACUGAGGACAGAAAUGUGCCAUUCCGACAGGUUCCAUUCUGCAAGUAUAAGGGUCAUACUGCUGACCUGUUAGAUCUUUCCUGGUCGAAGAACUACUUCCUCCUGUCAUCAUCUAUGGAUAAGACGGUUCGUCUGUGGCACAUCUCCAGGAGAGAGUGUCUCUGCUGUUUUCAACAUAUCGACUUUGUUACAGCCAUCGCAUUUCAUCCCAGGGAUGACAGGUAUUUUUUGAGCGGAUCUUUGGACGGAAAGUUGCGGUUAUGGAAUAUUCCUGAUAAAAAGGUGGCACUGUGGAAUGAGGUAGACGGACAGACGCGUCUGAUUACAGCAGCGAACUUCUGCCAGAAUGGAAAAUACGCAGUUAUCGGCACCUACGAUGGACGCUGCAUUUUUUAUGACACAGAGCGUCUCAAGUAUCACACUCAAAUCCAUGUUCGCUCCACGAGAGGCAGGAAUCGUGUUGGCCGCAAAAUCACUGGUAUCGAGCCGCUGCCAGGAGAGAACAAGAUCUUGGUGACGUCGAAUGACUCUCGUAUUCGCUUGUAUGACCUGAGAGAUUUGUCUCUUUCUAUGAAGUAUAAAGGCUACGUGAACAGCAGCAGUCAGAUAAAAGCCAGCUUCAGCCAUGACUACUCUUUCAUUGUGAGUGGCUCAGAGGACAAGUAUGUGUACAUCUGGAGCACAUACCACGACCUCAGCAAGUUUACUUCUGUACGGCGAGACCGCAAUGACUUCUGGGAAGGGAUCAAAGCCCAUAAUGCUGUGGUGACUUCGGCCAUUUUUGCUCCCCAUCCGGAUCUUAUUGUGCCUCAGGAGCCAGGGGCAGAAAAGCCUGACUCAGAUUCUAAGAGUGACAGUACGGAUGACUCCGAGACCAUCCCAUCAGGGGCGCUGAAAACAGACCACUGUGAAGUUUUGCUCUCUGCUGAUUUCACUGGAGCCAUUAAAGUGUUUGUCAACAUUAAGAAAUACUGAGUUCUGAACACACCUAGUAAAAAAAAAAAAAAAUAUAUAUAUAUAUAUGAUUGAAAAACUCUUCAGAUUGUGGACAGAGCUGAAACAGAGGACAAAAGACAAAAUGCAGUGCCACUUUACAGCUGAGACCCCAUUCACUGACCCAAUCAGCUGCUGCAGUGUGCUCUGAGAGGCGGAGAUUUCAAGCCCUGCCUUAUUCACAGAGAACAGGGACCCAGGAAGUUGAAGGAUGGGGAUGGUUCAGUAACAGGGAUAAAUGUCUUUAUAGCUAAACACAUUGCUAUCCUUUACCUUCCUUUCUUUUUCAUAGAUUAAUUUCAUUUGGAGAGGAAUUAUUGUAUUGUUAUUGUACACAAAAGGGCUUUAAAUUGCACAGAUCAAUGGUGCUAUUGAAUGAAACUGCAAGACUGUUUGGAGAGAAUUGAUAGGAGCACCAUACACCCAAAGCCUUUUAUUUUCCCCUGCACACUCUAACCCCAAAGUCAAUGUUUCUGACAAACAGUGUUGCACAUUUCCAACAUUAGCACUGACUAAAUUCAUUUGUUUAAAACCCUCUAUCAGUGUUAUUUAGUAAAAUAUAACUGAACCUGAUUUUUGUGUGUAUGAUUCCAGAAAUAAAAAAGGGGUUUCCCUAUGUAUGGUGUUUUAAUUUGUAUGUAUUAAAACAAGUUUUUCAUUGGUGUAAAUGAGAGAUCCAGUUUGUCUCCUUGUGCUCCAUUCUAAUCAGCAAUCACUAUACCGACUGGUUAAAAUACAAGUCCUUGCAUAAUAUUUACACCAAAACAUCUGUCCUUACACAAUGUUUUUAAUGUAAAGUUUGAUGAUGUAUGGGCCAAUCUUGCAGCAAUUU